This is a messenger RNA of Ectocarpus siliculosus, 2124 nucleotides long. NCBI's taxonomy places the organism in Eukaryota, Phaeophyceae, Ectocarpales, Ectocarpaceae. The record is from the annotation of a GenBank genome assembly.
AUGCUGCGGAAAGGUUUCGGCGAACUGGAGGAGUCGAGCAGUGCUGGCGGUGGCGACGGCGCAGAGACUGACGAUCACUCGGGUGCACCCGCGACCCGUGGGAGGAAGUGUGUCUUGAGGGGGCUAGCGGUGUGCAGCGCUGCGGUGCAGGACCAGGCAAUAGCUCGGGCUCUCGAGCUGCACGGGGAAGGCCUCCAAGUCCUUGACCUCGCCGGCUGCCGCGGCUUGGACGCGUCAUUGACGAUGGAGGCGGUGCGAUCGCGGUGCAAACGCCUCGUCGCCUUAGACCUGUCCGGAGGGAGGUCUUUCGAGGGCAGGGGGCGGGGAGAGAUGGGAUGCGCCCCUUCCGUGGCGGUGCCGAGGUGUGCGGUCGGCGGGACGUCAUUCGAGCGGGAAGUUGGAUUGGGUCUCAGCCGGCGUCACCCGAGUUGCAGCCCAUCGGUGGCCAGUCUUUCGAUUCCGGACAACACCCACCACCGACUGCAUGACUACCAUCUGGUUUCGCUGCUGACCGGGCUUGGCGGCAGACUUUUGUCCCUGCAGCUACGGGAUCGGCCGUUCAUAACCGACGAAGGAAUCGGGGCCAUCGCAGUCGCUUGCACGCAGCUGCAGGAGUUGGACAUCGGCCGGCGGACUGGCGACACAGGAAACAGAAUGAUGCGGACCGGUAGUAUCACCGGCCAGGCUCUGGCGACUCUUUCUGCUGCGCCGUGCGCGCCGCUGCUGGUGUGCCUCGGGCUUCGAAAUCGGCACUGCGUCGGGAACAUGGACCUGCGAGCCCUGGGCACCCACUUCCCUAGCUUGAGGAGGCUUGACCUGGCAGGGCUUGUCAAGGUGGACGACGACGUUCUCAGGGCUCUCGCGUCGACUCUGUCCCUCACGCACAUAGAUAUAUCCAGGUUUCACGGCAACAUCAGGGAUGUGCUUGAUCGGCAUCACCCCGAGUCGCGAUGUCCACGGCAUGCGCAUACCGCCAACCCUCGCCUACCCACUCACGGUGCCCCCCAACCCGGACUCGUGCGGCACAGAGCACACCGCGUUUCUGUAAGCGGAGUGUCAGCGCUGGCCGUAGGGAGCCCGGAGCUGGCGUGCAUCUCACUGCAUGGAACUGCUCUGGCGGACGGGGCCGUUCGAGCUCUGUGCGACGCCUGCCCCAGGCUCCGACACAUCAACUUGUCCUUAACGCGCGUGACGGAGCGGUCCCUCCGCCUUCUUGCCAUGAAGGAUAGCUUGAGAUGGGUCAAUGUCCGUUGCUGCAGCGGCAUUGGUAACGACGCCGUUACUGCCAAGAUCUUGGCGAACUUCCGGAGUCGCUUGUCGCCACCCAAGCACCCGAGAGACCGUGGAACGGUCCUAGGAAUGGAGCGCCCUGAGCCUCAGUCGAGGACGCGCGCACCAAGCUGCUCCCGCCGCAAACCUCUCGGUGCCAACAGCUCCGGCAGAAGCGAAGACAGCAGCGGCUGCGGCGGCUACCAAGGGGAGCGCGGCAAGGGCCGGCGAGAGGCGGCGAUUCGACAAGAAGGGAACGGGCACGAGCUUGUAGCGGAAGAAGCUUCAGCAAUACAGGCGACAGCAGCCGAAGAAGAAGCAGUACCGUCGCUCGCUGGCGAACCAGCCGGUGCAUCGUCCCGCGACCAUCCGCCGCGGCCGCCGCCGCCGCCGCCGUUGCUCCCGGCGGGUGUCGGCGACCUCUCACUAGGCCGGCACCGUCGCCGUGGCGGAAGCGGUAGUUCGUCUAUGAGGGAGGGAACAAAGGGAGGCGGGGGGUCAGGUGGCACGGGAUCUCAGGACGGAGGGCGCGGCUUUGCGAAGGGUCGAGGUGGUGGUGGAGAACGCAGAGUCGAGGAAGAAGCGGUAGUGCCGUUCGACUGGGACACCGUCCCCCGAGGCAGCGGGGUGGGAGUUCUCGGGUCUUGGAAGGGAUUCCGCGGCCUAUCGGGGGACCUGGUGAAGAACAUCAUUCGAGAGCUGCACCCCCACGCUCAGGUCGAGUUCCGCCCCGAGUCCGACUUCCUCUUUGGGCCCCACUCGCGCAAGAAUACCCACGGCUACCUGGUCCACACGAGCAAGUUCGGGCAGGCGUGGGUGGAGUUCGAAGUGGAUGGCCAAGGAUGUGUUACUUGA